AUGGCGACGAGUCAACCCGCUGCCCCCACGCCCAACGGCUACGGUGGUGGUCUACGCAUUGCUGUUAGACUUGACGGAGACGUGGCACCGGCACACGGCCAGGUCAGUGAGACAGGGUCACUGAGCCCGUGUCGCAGCCUCGCAGCACUGCAGUGGGGCUACUGUCGAAGCGUGGCUCGGCAUCCGCGGGAGCAGGGCGGCCAUUACUCAUCAUCUCAGGACAUGCCCCGUGUUCGGUGGCUUUUUCGACGUUCUGGCGAAAUGGGCGACCGCGUUUAUCGGCUCGAUGCUUCAUUUCAUUAA
Molecule: messenger RNA, 303 nt
Organism: Miscanthus lutarioriparius
Lineage: Eukaryota; Viridiplantae; Streptophyta; Magnoliopsida; Poales; Poaceae
Source: the annotation of a GenBank genome assembly